AAUUUCCUAUGUGACAGAUGUACAUUUGACAUACACAGAAAGAAAAAUUGGAUGUCACCACCGAAACACAUUUCCAAAAUUCACCAUGCCUACUUAAUUACCCAAGAAUUUACCGAAAAGGAAGCAAAAAAAUUCCAACCAUGGUAACUGUUUUCAUUAAAGACCUCAGAAGCUUCUAAUCACAAUGUCAAUCAAAUGCAACAAAGUAAAAAAUCCAUGUAAGAUAUGCUUAGGGACUGUUACCCAAAAGAACGGCUUACAAUGCCAGGGCGCCUGCCAGAGCUGGGUGCACUACAGCUGCCUGAACUACACUCCGGGAAAAAUAAAAGACAUAAAAGCAGGCAUCAUCAAGGUAACAUGUCCCUGCCCCGAUUGCAAGACAAGCAUGCCGAAAGAGUACCGUACCGACCAGCCCUACAGUUGCAAUAAUACACAAUGCCCCGCAAACCGUCCGCCCAAGUGUGAUAACAUUUUGUGCCCAAUCAAUGACCCAAGAAAACAAGGAGGGAUAAUACCACCGAUGAGGCCACAGCCACAGCCUUGUCCUCUGAACAAAUGCGGUAAUGAUUGCAAACAGUUCAGUAAUCCACAGUUACCGAAUAUAAACACACCUCAAAGUGCUCCCCCUUGCGUGCCACCUAGAGGGGGGGGAGGGAGUGGUGGUGGUGGCGGUGGUGGUUACGGGCUUUCGCCGAUGUCGUCAUCCGACGCCUGCGUAAGUGAUCGCGAUCUCAACAAGUGUCCCUCAGGCUGUUCAUCAAACAACGACGUCACAGGUGACGUCGGAGUAUACCAAUCAGUCGGGGGCAGCAUGCCUUCCUUCCAUGUCGUGGAACAAAUGUGCAACACCGUCGGUCAACUGACGGAACAAAUAAACGAACUCAUGUGUAGGAUGAAACAGGCAGUCAAGGAUAAUAAGAGUUGCCCCAAGUCAGCUCGAGCGCCUUGUAAUCAGAAAGCUUGUACUCAAAAAGGGCCAAAGUCAAUGUGUCCUAAACCCUGCUUCUGCCCCGGCAACCCCGCAAGAAGGAACUGAAAUAAUCAAAACUGCAAUAGAUUCACAUAUUUUUUAAAUAGUUUUUCAAAUACUAGUGUUAAUUACUUUGUUGGCUGAGUUUUAUUAGUAAGUAUUACUAUUUCCGUUAAUUACCUGAUAAGAAUUUGUCCUAGAAGGGCAAACUGCUGCGUGGAUAGGAAACGGUCGCAUCGUUCCACCGUUACCAAUUACAUCGUUCGUACUUGGACCAUCGAGUAAUGUCCACUGUGUACAAGAAAUAUAUUUUAAUAAAUCAUAUUUGAAUUUUA
Molecule: messenger RNA, 1305 nt
Organism: Trichoplusia ni (cabbage looper)
Lineage: Eukaryota; Metazoa; Arthropoda; Insecta; Lepidoptera; Noctuidae
Exons: 1
Coding region: 185-1036 (283 amino acids)
Source: RefSeq, a predicted model, not a curated record